This is a messenger RNA of Racocetra persica, 122 nucleotides long. NCBI's taxonomy places the organism in Eukaryota, Fungi, Glomeromycota, Glomeromycetes, Diversisporales, Gigasporaceae. The record is from the annotation of a GenBank genome assembly.
UAAUCUAUGAAGUUUCUGACAAUGAUAAAAUCAUUGAAGAGCUUGUUGAAUUAUAUAAAAAACUAUUAGAAGUACAAGAUAAUAAUUACAAAGAUGAUGAUGAUAGCACUGAACCUUUAAUC